Messenger RNA from Spirometra erinaceieuropaei, 17707 nucleotides. The record is from the annotation of a GenBank genome assembly. Lineage: Eukaryota; Metazoa; Platyhelminthes; Cestoda; Diphyllobothriidea; Diphyllobothriidae.
AUGGGCUCACCCCUUGGACCUCCCCUAGCUGAUGUCUUCAUGGGAAAAUUGGAGAGAUUGCAACUAAGCGAACAGAUCGAUAAGCUCAAACAUUACGGUCGCCAUGUUGACGAUAUCUUUGUCAUUGCCACUGCAGAAACCGAUGUAGCAACCCUCUUAGAUGCGGCAAAUCAGGCACAUCCGUCGAUCAAAUUCACGCUGGAGAUGGAAACGGCCGGUUCGCACCCUUCCUUAGAUGUUCUUCGAAGCAGGAGACCUGACGGGAGUGCCCGAAGAAGCGUCUAUCGGAAGAAAACCUGGUCUGGACAAUACACGAACUUCGUCAGUUUCGAACCCCGAUUAGAUGGUAGUUGGUAGCCCUCCCGGCACUGAAAACUCCCAGCUACCUGACUGACGGGACCGGUGGUAAUAGGGGCUAUACGGGUGGGGCAAAUGAGUGGAGGCGUAAAUGGCGCUUGUAUGGAAUGCCUGGAAUGGACGAUCCUGAUAAAGUGGAAACCUAAUUUAAAUAAGGUGAAAAAUGCGAGGAAGAUGAACACUUCGGGUCUGACUGGCGUAUGAGACGCCUUGCUGUUGUAGUCUGAACCCAUGAGGUAGUAAGUGCGCGAUGUGGUAGGUGAAGUGCGCCCAGUUCAAACCCAGCAUUAUCGAAGCGCCCGGGGAGUGUCGUAGUGCCUUAAACUGGAAGUGCAGGAAAGGAUCGCUAACUGGCCAUGGCGGUGUUUACAAGGCGUCACAGUUUUCAGCCAAAGCCCUGCGACUAAAUACAACCGGGCUGUUCGUAAAGGCGGGGGAUGGAGGGCAGCACUCUGUCACUACGACUGAUGCAGUGGAUGGCGUAUCGGUAGACACCCUAACUGAGCGUCGGUUGUCCUUUCGUACAUGAUCGCACCGGACUCUACUGCAGGUCUGGAGUAAAAAGACCCAAGGAUGCAGGCAAACCGACGAAACGGAGACCCGCGCCAAUCCGCCUAGGAUAGUACCUAUGCAAUUUAUCUGAUGCAGGUAAUACUGUGCGCACAUGCAAUUAGAAGCAUAAUGGGAAGCAUGAUGAAUCAUAAUCCGUUUAGGAUGAAUCUUUCGCCUUUUACUAAAGAUUUCCGUGUGGGAGUGCAAUACAAUGAGUCUUUAUAGACAGUUUUGCAGCGCCUCGUUCUCGGGGCGGUUAAAGUGAAGAAGAAAGUCAUCCUGACAGGGUCUCUCCGCGUGCACCCCCCAGACAUAAUGAGAACGUUAGCACAUAUACCGAAAUCGAACCAGUAGGUACAGUUGUAGAAUCAGUGGGCAGGGCUACCAACUUCCAUCCUGCCCGAACCCCUCCAACAAAGCGAAAUCUAGUCCGAUGUUUGGCACAAAGUGCUAGAAAAAUUACCUCAACAGAUAGCAUCGAGGAGGAGCUCAGAAAAAUCCAGGACUUCCUUCGCAAAAACGCGUAUCCUGAACGGUUUAGUGAAAAAAAUAUUCCUGGACGACCGAUCAAACCCGCCACACGGACCGCCGAAAAGAAGACUGUUCCUCAAGAUCCCUUUCAAAGGGGACGCCGCGAGUACCUCCUAAGGAGACGCCUUCAUCGAGCUGUCUCGCGAACCUUCUCAGCAGCAAGCAUUCAAAUAGCAUUCUCUAGUAACCCGAUUUUACGCGGAGAAGGUAAGGAUAAGUUGCCACCGCAGACCACCUCAGCAUAUAUUCCUUCACUUGCUCCUGUGAAGCAGGUUAUAUUGGUCUAACGAGUCGGCGCUUAUCCAAGAGAAUACGCGAACGCCUUCCCGCAUGGCUGAUAAAAGGUGAAAGUAGGAGAAUAGACAGCGCCAUUCUCGCGCAUGUUGUCGAUUUCGGACAUCCUGUGGACCCCAACGAAGCUUUUCGUGUAAUUUAUAAGGUCCUAUCGAGCUACCCUAAGCUACUAGGCCAGCGCCUGUUAGUGGCAGACGAAGCAGCCGCUAUUAGGCUACGAAAGCCAAUCUUGUGCGAACAGAAGAACCACGUUCAGGCUCCGCGCCUACAGUGGCCAAAGGUCGACUAACGCUGCUACACUUCGCGCCCUUCCGCUCUCACCCCGCCCCUGACAAUGAUUGCUAUUACCCACCCCCCCCCCCACAUUCCCACACCCCGCCCGUAUUUAAGUAGAACUUUUAUCGAUUUUUCUUAACGCUGACGUGUUUUUCUUCUACCCCGUUCUCAUAUAACUGUACAGGCCCGGCGAGAAUUUAUCGAAAGCUACGUAUGCUCGCCAUCUCGUCUUCUGAUUACGGCUAUGGGAAUUUUCUAAAAUUAGAAAGCUGCUAAAAACCAAACGAUACUCUUCAUUCAAGUAUUAAAUUUGAAGAGGAUUUAAUUUGCCGCCGAAUAAGUAAAAAAGAAUAAUUUCGUACACGUUUUCUAUGCAGUAUAUUUGAACUUAUGGGGGUAUCGACAAUCCGCGUGAUACUAAUUCUUACUACUUAAGUAGUACUUUUUUACGAAAUAUACUUUAUGCCAGCGGUUGAUUAAGAACUCAUUGGAAAGUCGGUAUCCUGAUAUAACUAGAAUAUCUCGGCAUUAUGGGGCAGGAUGUCUAACAUAACAGCCCUUCUUCAGUAACUUUUUACGAAUCAAAUGUACGUUUCAGAAUUCUGAUUAGCAUUUCAUGAGGUAGUACAUCUACUGUACUUUAGAAAGUUACUACUACUGUGUAGGUUUGCCGAUUGACCUUUAAGCGUGCGUUUUUGUCAACAUAAACCUUUAAUAUUGUCAUCGUGUGCUUUCAUCCGUUUAACCUGUCAGCGUUCGAGUCGCCUGGAAUUUUCCCAGAAGCUUUUAGAUCAGUUCAGAGAGUAUAUGCGUUUAUGCGAUUUUUUUACAGUGCUGACAUGAGAAUUCCAGAUAUGCCAACAAAGAUGUCUUGCUGAAUGCGGACGGCUUAAAUUUUUUGUAAUGACCAAAUGCGCUCAGGUUAGCAAACGUAAGAGAUCUGGGCCGAUACUCUGGGAAGAAUGAAAUGCUCACCGGAUUAAGGGAAUUGCUGUGUAGACGCUUCGGAGAUCUUGGUCGGCCUUCCGUGAUUAAAGCGUUUAGUGCAAAAAUCAACCAGAAUUUUGUAUACACAGCGCAAUAGUUGGCCUUGUGCUGGUCCGUACAAUACACCCAUUUUGGGAAUUCCGUACAGCUAAACGUUAAACGUAAUUUAGUCCGCCGUUUGACAGAAAGAGUGAAAAGAAUCUGCUCAGCUGAUAGCAUUGAGAAAGAGCUUAAGAUCAUGGAAAGCCUCUUUCGCCAAAACGGGUAUCCUGAUCGAUUCAUUGUUAAGGACGUGGCCGAAAGAGCACAAAAGCCCCCGAUACUGACGGCAAGAAAGAAAACGCUCUUUAUCAGGGUCCUAUUUCAAGGGGAUGCACAAAGUGAGCUUUUAAGAAGACACCUAACCCAAGCUGUAGCACAGACCUUCCCAGCAGCUGACACCCGUGUACUGUUCUCCACCAGUCCCAUCUUAUACGGAGAGGGCUAGGACGAACUACCAGCUCAGACCACCUCUAUGUGUAUCUACUCCUUCACCUGCUCCUGUGGGGCAGAAUAUAUUGGUCGCACGAGCCGGCGUUUAUUCAAAGUAAUGAAAGAACAUCUCCCAGCAUGACUAAGAAAGGGACAAAUAAAGACCAUCAACAGCUCGAUCCUCGCGCAUAUGUUAGACACAGACCACUAUGUAGACGCCAGAGAGGCCUUCAGAAUGAUUUACAAGGUCCCAUCAAGCUAUCCAAAACUGCUUGGGCAGCGCUUGUUAGCUACGGCAGAAGCGUCUGCAAUCAGGCUACGCCGACCGAUCCUAUGCGCACAGAAGAACUUCAUACAGGUCCCACAGUUACCAUGGGUCAAAGCCACCAAGCCAGCCACCCGCAUGUAAUUACCUUCGUCGGGGCCCACCUUCUCCCGGGCGCUGACUGGAAUUGUGGUGUUUCACUCUCACUCUCCCCUCCCCUCCACACACCCGAGCUAAAGUUUAAUUAUCUACUUGCCCAUAUCUUUUAAUUUAUUACUUCAAUAGUCAUAUAAAUGCACAAGCCUGAAGAGAAUUCAUCGAAAGCAGACGUAUGCUCGCCAAAUUGCCUUUUGAAUUUCACAGUGGAAAUUUUCGCAACUGUACAUUUAGCUACUUAAACUACAACAGUGUUUUAAAAUAAAUCUGGGUGGUAAGACGGCUUUUGGUUUCAGGCUGUAACCUGAAGAAUUCUUUAGAAUUAUCAGUGGGCGAUUGUCCCCCAUAGACUACCCAUUUAGCAUAAUUUUUGUCAAUUCCUCAGCGCGUGGGCGCUAUUCGCGCCUUUUAAAUUUUUUUAAAAAUUGGGGAAACUUCAUAAAUUUUUUUACGAUUUCGCAGAUAAUACGGCAAAUCAUUUUGCUCAGAAUACCAUUCACAAAUUCUCUUUUACAUUUGACAAACAAUUAACCGGCCAAAAAGUCCAGAUAUGGCCUCCAACUAUACUGCAGAUUUCAAAUACUGUCUGUCAGUGAGUAACAAAUCUGUUUUGCUUAUGCAAAAUUAGAAUUUUGCGUACAGCCAACUCAGAGUCUCUGUAUAUAUUUUUAGGACACAAAACUUUUAUUGUUCCCACUUCCGCCUACGUCGUUCGUGUGGCGGUCAUCUUCCGCUUGUCCUGAUGUGGUUUGUUGGCUUGCAAUCAAACUGGCAAAGUAUUGUGCAACAUGUGUUUUCUGGGACUUUCAUACCACUCGCCGCAGUAAUGCAACGCUUAUUUUUUAGCCAACCAGGAUGGCAGAUGACGAUGACCGUGACCGAACCCUGUGACGUAUAAACUAGGCUUUAUCAGUCUUUUAACUCACAAAUGUGGCCAUUUUGACUCAGUUGUGUUUUUGUUUAGAAACAAAAACAUUUGAGAAACUCCGUAAACAAAACAUUGUAUACGUCAUGAUUACGUUUUUCUACCAGAGAGAGUGGGCUUACGUAACGUGAUUAAAUCGGCGUCACCCGAAUUUAGCAGAGCUAAGGAGCCACCUUUAACGGAUUACUAGCAAAUCUCACUUAUACACAGUGAACUGAGUAAGUACAAAGAUGUGGAUCUGCAACAUUGCACGCAGCUCAUCUCAGUUUAGGAAUUUUUUGGGAUCGCAUCAGCGUAUUAUUGUCAUCCAUUAGCAUAAAGGGCAGAAAUGCCACAUGGAUUGGACGGCAAAGUUUUUUCAAUUUGAGCAAGCUAGAUGACAUGAUUCUUCUUUCAGUACGUACAGUGAGUGACCGAUCUCGUGAAAUGUUCGCUGACAUUCCGAAAUGCGUUUUCGAUUAGGAAGGAUUACUUGGUCGUGGUUGCAAUAAUGAUUAUCUUGCGGCAUAAUCCGUUAACAUUUCGGACUCGGCAUGAUGGCGUCUUUUAAAUGGACUUCUUUUCAAUCUCCUGUAAAGACCCUACUCGGUAAAAGUGACUACUUAAGUAGCAUGCACUUUUCCCAUUGAUUUUCGGUGGUUUCGAAAAUUCAAAUAUAGCUCAUAGAAGCCAUAAACAACAUAUGCUUUCUUUCAGUCAAUUAAUAGAGAAUCACGUGUUCUCUGUAUUUUAUGCUCAAGACAGGAGUAUAAUUAGGUUUUAAAAAAGUUUCUAAUUAUUAGAUUUUUAAGACCGCGAAAUGCCCAUUCACGUAUCAUCGUACCGGUCGUUUACCACAGCUCCCCGUGAAAUUUGCAACAUAGUUUGCAUCCGUUGCGAAAUUUUAUGGACUCUGUAUGGUAUCAUUUUAAUGGCAUAGAAAAAUGUGUGAUUUUUUUACGCUGGGCGCAUGCACCUUGUAGACUGAAAUCACUAAGCACUAAUGUAGCGAAUGUUCAGGCUGCAAAUUAUUCCGUAAUUAGAAAACUUUUUUUGAAAUCAAAUUAUACUCCUUCCUUGAGUAUACAAUAUGAAGAAGACGUGAUCCCCUAUUAUUGACUGAAAGAAAGCAUAUUUUUGUUUAUGGUUUUUGUAAGAUAUAUUUGAAUCUACAAGACCAUCGAAAAUCAAUGCGAAAAAUACAUGCUAAUUAAGUUGUCAUUUUUUGCCGAGUAAAGUUCCCACAUGAGAUGGAAAAUAAGUCUAUUCGAAAGACGACAUCCUACCUAGUCCGAGAUAUUAAAGGAUUAUGCCGCAAGCUAGACAGUAUUACAACCGUGACCAAGUAAUCCUUCCUAAUCGAAAACGCAUUUUAGAAUUUCAGCCAACAUUUCAUGGGAUCGGUCACUCAUUGUAUAUUAGCAUUCACUGUUUUUUCGUUUCAAUCGACCUGUUUCGGAUAUGCCGUUCAACAUAGUAAUCACUAGGAAUAACAAUAACAUGGGUAAGAUCCCUUUGUCUAGACCUCUAAAACGAAGAAUAAUUCGGCGCGAGAUGUGUCAAUUUUGCAUUUAACAAAGGAAUUGUUAUAUCGCUUAUGUCACAACAAGUCGCUUAUUGACUAUAGCAGAAAACUUGACUUAUUUUUUGCAUCUGGAUACCAGGUCAGAUUUUUCUGCCUAACCUUCGUCUACAUAAACCUGGACGAACUUAAGCACAUGAGAAUUUAUCGCCAGCCAAAGGCUUUAUCGGCCAGCAAAUUGUACAUGCUUGUGCCAGUUAUCUGGAUGUCUGCGUCAGGAUUUUUAUUCUCAUGUAAGGAUCUAAAUGAUUGACAGACGGUUAGACUGGAUUUCGAAAAUCGUUCACUGCAGUUCCUACAUUGUAUGUGCAACCGCCUAUUUAUUCUCGACUAAGUAAUUCGGAAAGGAUUUCAAACCCAGUAAAGACGAAUCGUAGACUGUGAAUAGGCUUUCCUUCUGGACUGCCUAAAAGAGAAUAAUUAGAUAGGUUAUACAGUAGACGUGCUAAAUCAUGAAAUGUCAACCAAAAUCUCUACAUACGUUCUCGUUUCGAAAAGAUAAAUUAAGUAGUGUUGUAAACCUAAUCAGGAUGCAGCAAACAUCUAUAAUAAUCCAAUUACCUCAGGAUGCCGGCUUUCGAAAGAACUUAUUUUCCGUUGCAUGCAAGAUCUAUACUCUGCAAAAAAUGACUACUUAUGUAGUACGCAAUUUUCUCAUUGAUUUUCGAUGCCCUUGAAAAUGCAAUUAUAUUUCAUGGAAAGCAUGCAUAAAAAUAUUCAUUAUUUUACUUAUUCGGUAGAAAAUCACGUUUUCUUCCAAUUUCAUACUCAAAAGAAGAGUAUAAUUCGGUUUUAAAAAACCUUUCUAAUUCCCGAAUAAUUUUGAACCCGACCUGCUGUUACACUUGCAUUCAGGGUUUCAUAACUACAAGCUGUAUAUUUUCCGUGUACGCAAAACCAUGCAUUUCUCUACGGUUUUAAGAGGAGACUAUAUAGGGUUCAUAAAAUUAAGCAGUGGAUUUGAGCAAUAUUGUUAACUUAACAAGCCACGUUCGUAAAUGCAGAUACAUGACGUUUCAUAAACGGCCAUUUAACGGUAUUAAAAAAUCUCAUAAUUAGAAACUUUUUUAAAACCGAAUUAUACUCUUUUUUGAGUAUGAAUUUGGAAGAAGACGUGAUUUUCCACCGAACACGUAAAAGAAUGAAUUUUUUAUAUAUGAUUUCCAUGCAAUAUAAUGGAAUUUUCAAGGGCAGCGAAAAUCAAUGAGAAAAUUGCAUGCUACUUAAUUUGUCAUUUUUUUGCAGAGUAUAGAUCCUGCAUGCGGCCACAAAUAAGUUCUUUCUAAAGCCGACACCAUGAGGUAACUGCAUCAUUAUAGAUUUAUGCUGCAUCAUGAUUAGUUUUACAACACUACUUAAUUUAUCUUUUCGAAAUGAGAACGCAUUUCUAAAUUUUGGUUGACAUUUCAUGAGUUAGCACAUCUACUGUAGAUUCAUGGAGGAAGAGUGACUGGAAUCAGUAACACCUUAGUACCCCUAAAUUUGGUUGUUUUUCGUCUUAAUCAGGGGGCAUGAUAAAAAGGACGUACGAAGCACUGAUACACUUACCGAGGUGCCGAAAAAUUCAGGAUGAAACGCGUGUAAAGUUUAUUUGCUAUUCAGUGCGCCUUAGGACCAUGAUUAAGCUACGGCUGAGUGCAGGCAUGUCGUAAUUAAUAAUUUUCUCACCAACUAACUAGUGAAAUCUCGCGACCUCCUAGUCUUAAAGGCAGCAAGUAAAUGGUGAUACCGCUGUCGGUCAGACACAGAAUUAAGUUGGAGAAUCUUUGCCUUUAACGUGGAGUAGUGUGCAUCUGCAGGAGGAUUAGUUAGCAGGGACUAAACUUGAGAGAUAACACUAGCCGGGAGAAGCUCCGCCAGUUUGUGGUAUUUUGCCAACUCAUUAGUAACGUCAACAGAAUAAAAGGCUAAUUCUAUGCGGAUGAAGUAAAGUUCUGGAGCGUGUUGCCAGAAUCCAGGCAAGGUAAAAUUGAUGGCAUCGAGGGACUGGGCGGGGGCAUUAAGUAGUUGGUUGGAGUGAGACAUAUAAGACAGAGAUGGUAAAAAUAUCAGAAUUCUUGAGAACAGUAGACGUAAAUGAAAUAGAAAUUCACAAACAAAUAGUAGGUUAAAUGUUAUUCGGUAUGACAGAAAGGCAUAAAGUCUGCCUUUACGUCGGGAGUCACCAAUAGUGCCCAACGUGGGACUCGAACCCACGACUCCGAGAUUAAGAGUCUCGUGCUCUACCGACUGAGCUAGCCGGGUGGGUUGUAGAGGUGUGCCAUUUUCCGUCACAUUCAAACAAGCAAUGCGGGUAAACAAAACAGGACUAAAUUGUCAAAGGUAAAUUAGUCCGGUACCUCAAAACAGGCAUGCUACUGGCAGACUUACGACUUGCUCGCAGUCACUUAGAAUAAAUUAGCAGAAGUUAUGUAAGAUAGUCAACCAGGAUAAUAAUCCAGCAUUCAAAGUCCUAGCCCAAAUCAUGUGCCCCCUCGCGCAUUUGGCAGAUAUUACAGCACUGAAAGGAGAAAUAUUUGUUAAAAAUAGCACGGUUAUUCCCUGUGACCAUAUGAGGAGUCGCAGAGUUUGCUUCCUGCUACCACCGGGAUCUUAAGAAAGGUUAUCUAUUUCCGUACAGCCUCGUUUUAUCACAGAACGACUGCAACUCUUGGCUGAGACCAUUUUUUCAUGGUUGUUCCUGUGUAAUUAACUGAGACAUUAGUCCCAAUUGUGCAAUUUUCCAGCAGAAUUUGCCUCCAUUUGGAAUGAAAGCUUACUUCCUCUCACCCGCUUACAACGAAAAUUAAAAUAAAUUAACGACCCUGCAUAUAACCAAUCACAAACAUAUAUUCCAGGAAUUGUUACAACAGUAUUUUAUCCUUCAGGAAGAUUUUAAGGUGCAAUGAAAAACAAACUGUUGUUGCCGGUCACUGUCUAUCUCUGCAUAUAAUAAUUUGGAUGAGUACCAUUUUGAAGUGAGACAAACUGCUGUCGACAAGAUCGUUUAAUCAUAGAUGUAAGAACGAAAAUGGUUUAAGCGGAUUUGGCUUUUGAGCCACCACUGCCACAUUUCUGAUUCUCUCAAAUCGGAGCACGUAUAAUAUGCUCUCCAGCUGAGGUGAAGCUAAGAACAAGUUCAUGUCUACUUUCAACCGUAACUAUAGUUUUCUCUCGAAAAAAAUAGACGUCAUAAAUUUGGGGAUAUUUUCCAACAGCACAAAUAACUCAUAAUGUAAUAUACCCAGCAUACUACUUAUAUUUCAAAAAUGAGAAUUAACUUUCGUUAUGACACAUAUACGCUCGAUGAAUGGCUAAAAGCAACCGGGACCUGACAAAAUUCGUACUUGAUGUCUGGUUAUUUUUGGUCUGAAUGCAGAUAUGUCUACAAUGGUCCAAUUAGUAAACUCUUAUGCUGACUAAAACUUACGCACAUCGAACAGAAGAAAGCGUCUGAGAUGGAGACGUUAACAUUCGCUCAAGGCCGUGGUAUUUGUCAUCUCCAGCAUCCAUAUACGCUGUUAAGAAAUGCGUCAAAUUCCGCAGUUUUUUUUCAUAAACCCAGACCAACCUUCCCUUUCAUGUUCGGGUUGACUUUAACGCACUUGCUUAAAGCGCAUCUUCUUCCUUAUCCACUUUCCCCGUUAUUUGGGCUCAGGUUGCGCUUACUUUUCUUCCCUGUCCCUUUCAGACAUGGCUUCCCUCUUUAGUUCCGCUUUCUGUCGCCGUCCCAUCUUAUAUACCCCUGAGCUGGUUCGCACCUUUCAUGAUUUUUUCAACUGUGGUCCUGUUGUGAAGGGGGUCUAACGCCCCAGAUGUGACGAUGUAGCUGUCCGCCUUUUCCGCUAAUGCGUAAAAACAGCACCUUUGAUUACUCUGGAAACAAAAAAUACACCUUCCCGCAUUCCAGUAUCUUCUUUUUGUGCAUUUGGAGCGGCAUAAUGCUUUCAAUUUCAUUUUCAGUUACUGAAGUCAAACUUCCUUAGAUUAUUUAAAAAAAUGCGCAAAAUUCGACAAAAAAGUCUAUGGGGAGUACGAACGUGGACUCUGCUUGUUAACGACUGCUUCAUGGACCAAAAAAACGCCCGUUGCCUAAAAUUUGAAACGCUAUUCUGCAAAUCCGUGAUUCGGUCAGAACUUCCUGUUCACUUAGAGCAGAUUAGACACUGUUGUAGGCAUCUAAUGUAAUUUUCAUCCAAACACCUUUUAAGCUACUGCCAACGGCUAUUUAGUACCCAGUCUUCCUGUCAGCGUUGAUAAGGACUUUAUUGUAUAAAUGGCAUUCUGUGCAGAAAUAGAACAAUUGGACGUAUGCCGCAGGACGACGUGCCGUUGCUACAAUGAAGUCUCUGUGACAUUUCGAAUAUUGACAAAAUGGCAAUACUAAAUUUUUGGCAAUAAACACCGCGAGGGUAUUGGUCGACGCAUAUUUCACAUCUGUGUUCAAAUGGAAACUGACUAUUCCCCUCUGAAAACGCUUCCAUCAUUCGGACAUUUAGGGGUCAAAGGGCAUCUUUCAUGUUUAGUAAAAACUUUGUGUAUGGCAGGGCAAUUGACACACCAUGUAGACUGUCAAUUAAGACAGCCGCAUUCCUUUAGUAAUCAGGGUAUAAUUUCGCGGGGUGUUUCAGUUCAGUGGGCUGUUUCUAUAAAUAUUUUCCGCAGAGACACCUUAAUGUGGAGUUUAAUGAAAUGCUAUUAAUGGCAAAAGCACGGAAACCCGAAUCAAAUUUAAAAUUAAAAUCACUGUCAGUUUUUAAGUUGCAAAUUCAGAAAGAAAACAUGCAUGCAGUCAGUAUGGACUGAAUGCCACUCGCACAGUAUGGAAUAUUAUAUUCUGAAUAUUUCCAGAAAUGCCCCUAUUGUCGGUUGCGCAUAUUUCUCAAACUUGGCGUAUAAAUAACAUUUUGGCUUGCAAAACGUACGUCAUAGCACGACGCACGUUCUUCUUAGUAGUAGCCAUUACAAGUUUUGGAUAAACCAUAAAUACCAUUGAACUAAAGCUCUACUGGAUGAGUCAGACAUGAGAAUAGAAAUCUCUAAGUGAAACAGUUGUUCGUCAACCAAAGUUUGGGCAGUGCGCUCAUCCCAGUGUCCCAAUCAUAACCAUCACCCUGCCUUAAAAUUAACUCUAGCGCCAGAUUUUACCUCAACGUUAAUCUCCCUUGAAUUUGUCGCAGGCGCAGCUGUCCCUCUACUCAUGUCCUACUGACAGUUCGACCGUCAUGGCCGACGAUGUAAACUGUGCGCUCCACCGAAAGGUGAAGCAAGUACGGUGACUUCUGUGCGAAUUAGUUUAUAGUUGGGGUAGACCUGCGCAGGUUCUACCUCAAUCUCCCCUCCUCUCCGCCUAGACUCGCGUCAAGAAGUAGUUACGAAAACUGGAGGUCUGUUGAGGAAACGUUUUAGGCGGAGACCAUGGGACGCCCACGUCUAUUAUUCACGAUGGCAUCUGCUAUGCCAUAAUCAGCAAACCAUGGCUCUCGUAACAUGGUGCGCAUUGGAAAUUCUCUGGCACCUGGAUCCCUAUCGGUAGAUGCGUCUGCGCUCCCGCCGCCUAUACAGGCUUCCCAGUCAUCCUCGUUGUCUUCCUAACCCAUUAAGAUGCUGUCGCUGUUAUUAAAAAAUCUGGUCACCGUGUUUGUUGUGGGCCAGGGGACGUAGUGUGACGCCUGGGUGGGGGUCCGGGCGUGCCAGUCACCUGCGCCCUCUCGCGUCUUCGGUCAUAUUGACUAUGUUGUGACACCGGACCCAUUUGGGGCAGGAGUAGGGAGUGUGGUAGAUGCCGUGCAAGUCUGUUACCACUAGAAACGGCUUCACGCACAAGUCAUUCUGCCUGCUGUGGAGCACACGGUGGACAUCGUCGUGUAAGAUUCUCGAACCAUCCCGUAGUCGCACAGUAAUUCAUCCGACUUCCACCCAAUAAGCAUCAUAUAUGGUUACAGUAACAACAGUAUAUUAUGUAACGGGUGCGGAGAAGGGUCUAAAGUUAUCAAAAUGAGUCAACUAGCAGUUGUUCGAUAGGGCGGUUGCCGGAAUUGAAAAGGGUUUCCAUGGAUAGAAUUUCCACCGGCUCAAUGUUAAGCAAAAAGGAGACGCAUUGUGCUUCACUAGGGAAAAAAACACUAGGGAGGGAAGAUGCUACGCUAAAUAUUACCUCUCACUCUUCUCCAUAAAUUCCUCAUACCCUUUCAUUUAAAUCAACAUGGUAAUGUCGUCUUCUACAAUGCGAUUGUAGUGACAUUUAAGUCCGUUUUGUUUUAAUCAGUUACAAAACGCUUUGACACAACUUUGAAUAAGACAGAGAACAUGCACGUGCAUUUGUACCUGCUGACGACUUUGUUCUUAUUUACUAGUUUGUAACUGUUGGGACACUGCUAUUUUCGUUUCCCGGAUAGCCUGCAUGCUGUGCCCAACUUAUAUCUUUAUCACGUACACGAUCUUUGAAGGAAGCGGCACGCGCAGGCCGCUCUUGCUGCAAAUUUGAAAUGCGCAAUACAUACUGGCUUGACUAAAAUAAUUUUUGUUCAGAUCGAAAUUACUUAUUUAAGGUACUUACAGAUUAUAUACGCAGUUUAUCGGAUUUCACGUUCACCUUUUCAGGGAUGACAAUUCGGCCGUCGUGACCGACAAUGUCCACCGUGUUUCCCCACAGCAUGCUGAGAGCAGGCACGGUGACUUGUGCGUGAAUUAAUUUAUAGUAGCUACAGACUUGCACAGCAUCUACCACACUCCCUCCUUCUCCUCCCACACAGGGAUCCGGUGUCAAAACAUAGUCAAGAAGACCGAGGACGCGAUAGAAUGCAGGUGACUGGCAUGCCCCGACCCACACCUGGGCGUCUCACCAGGUCCCAUGGCCCACAACAAACACGUGACCAGGAUUUCUACUAACUGCAGCACCUUAAUGGAUCAGAAAGACAAUGAGGAUGAGUGGGCAGCCAUGCUCACGACCUUUAUGGCUAACAGGAGCGCAAACGCAUCUAUCGGCAAGGAACCAGGUGUCAGAGAACUUUCAGUGCACACCAUGUUGUGAGAACCAUGGUUUGCUGAGCAAUGCAUAGCAGAUGCUUACAUACCUUAAGGCCCGUGUUUUACUGGUGAUCGACUGUCCCGCAUAGGCUCACCUACAAUAAACCUGCUGUAUUGAGAUCCAAAGAAGUGUUUCAGUGCAAUUCAGCAUUUCCGAUAGAAACGAACAGGCGAGUUUCAGUAAGCACUUCAAAAUACAAAGAUGCAAUCAUUGACGUUUCGGAUUCUUACUCGUACCUAUCACCAAAGACGGUUGCAGCUGUGUACUAAACAUACUGCAUUUCUUGUGCUACCACUACCCUUAUCUGCGACUGUCUCUGAUUAUGGGUUCGAAUGAGAAUUCGCAACGUCAGGCCAAUAAAUUUUUAGUUCCAGUGAUAGCAUUUUCGUCGUCUAAAUUCAACACUCGCAGUUUCCUGGGAGUAAUCUUCCCAGAGAAGUGGGUAUUGGUAAUCUCAUUUCUGAAAAGGGCCAAAAAUAUUUAGCUCUCUCGUCAAUUUCCAUGACGGCUUGCGUAAUCGUAGAAAAGAAAAAUAAGGUCGCGUUCCGCAUUAACACGUCUGGCAUGCUGUUACGAUCCACUGGUCAUCCUCUUAAUAAUUUAUGGACCACGAAAAGCUGUUUGAGUUUAAGAGUGAAUGUCCGCUACGUAACAGUAACGAAAGUUUACUCCAAUGACGGCGGCAUGCCACAAAGUAACGCUUGACUGCCCGACACAAACAGCUAUGGCGCAAAUAAAUAUUCUAACAGUUCUAACCAACCGAUGGCGUCUUACGUUUCGGUACCAGUCUCCCAAAUGCAACCACUGCAUGUCGCCGCUAAAGGAUGGCAAAAACACAACUGAAGUAGGCGGCAAAAGCAUGUUAACCCUGCCUCUGGUGUCCGUUUAGUUUCAGUUUCGGUUUAUUUAGGGAAAUAUAAGCGGGAGCCCUUGAACUCCCCACUGGUUACAAGUCGUCGGAGGAAAGAAUUGAUGCGAGAAGUUGAAAAAUAUUUUGUACGUAACUGCGGACAGCUGACAGCCACUCGUAAAAGAGUAAUAAUUAACGUUUACUUACUAAUCACAAGUAGUAUAAACACGCAUGAUUUGUGCCAGGUUGUGUAAGUGUAUGGGAUGUUGGUAAUUGGGAAGCAUGAUACGCGUCAGGUCUGCAUUUAAAGGGAUUCACACAGGAGGAGAUUACAACAUCGGUAGGCAGGGCAUUCCACGCUGCAACCACUCUGUCACUGAAAAAGAACUCUCGUCCAUUGAUUCUUGCUUUCCCGUGCGUAGUUUUAGGGGAUGACCGCGCAAAGUGUUGACUUGAGUGAAAUAAUCACUGGGAACUAAACAGCAAUCUAGGCCAUUUAUAAUGCGCAAUGUUAGUAUAAGAUUCCCACAUAAUUGCCUGUUGAUUGAGAAUUGACAUUCUGGUUUCGUAGAGGAAUGCUCCUAGACCAUUUGUCAUUUUGGUCACCCGUCUCUGGACCCUCUCCAAGACGGUAUAGUCCUUGGCAGUCCAAGGUCUCCACGCCUGUAUGGCCUAUUCUAGGUGAGGCCGCACGUAGGUGCCAAAUAUUUCGGAAACGCAGUCAGGGUCAAAUCCCAUAAAGGCUCGCUUAAUGAGUUGUAAUGUAUCCAUAGCCGAUUUGGCCGCCUUCGCGCAAUGCAGUCUUGGUUUGAGUGAAGAUGUAAUCCAUACACCAAAGUCCUUCUGACUGUCAACCUGUUGCAGUGGUGUGCCCUCUAGAAAGCUGGAGGCUCUGAAGUUGCCGAUUUGAAGAAGGUUGCACUUGCUUAUAUUGAAGGGCAUAGGUCAACGCUUCGACCAGUCUUCGAGCCUGUUCAAAUUUGCUUGAAAGUGGUCUGCGUCUGCAACACUGUAAGUGACUCCACAAUUUUAUGCCGUCGGAAACAGAAUGGCAUCACAGUUUAGGUACCUGACGCCGUCAUUUAUGAAAACGAGGAAUAACUGGGGGCCUAGGACUGAGCCCUGUGGGAAGCCACUUACCACGCUUACCUCUGAGGUCUGUUGACGCCCGACCUGCACUCUUUGGGACCGUCCAGCCAAAAAGCUCUGGGUCCAUACAAGAAGGCGUCCACGAAUGCAAGUGUUGCGCAGUUUGUACAAUAGACGUUUGUUAGGAACGCUACUGAGGGCCUGUGUGAAAUCAACGUAGAUGGCGUGCACCACAUUGACUUCAUUGCGUGCUUUGUUUCAGCGUUGGAGCUUAAAGACGGGAUUCGUGAGACCACUUCGAAAGCCGCGUUGGGCAUCGUAAAAGAGAUAAUGCUGCUCGAGGGACCGCCUCAAGGCCUUCUUAAUGAUCUUCUCCAUGGUUUUGCAGCAGAGGGGGAUAGGAUUCACUUGCCUGUAGUUAUUCGCAGACGCGAGACCUCUACCUUUAAAAAGCGGAGUGAUUGUAGCGGACUUCCAAUCAGAGGGCAGGCGCCCACUAACAAAUGACGGUCGAAAGAGCAAUGCUAACAGGUUGGACAUUUCGGGAGCUAGCUCCUUCAGCAGCUUGGCCGAGAUGGCGUCAGGGCCUGGGGAGGUCGAUUCUUUCAGGUUUAGCAACUCUUUCUGAUUGUUUCGGUGGAGAAGACAGCUUCGAGGGUAGGCGCGCGUUUAGUAGCACUGUCGUAGUACUGUCUGCUUGAAUUUUCAUUGAAUACAAGUUUCUUGAUUUUCUUCAAUUAGAUCGGCCAAACGACACCGCAAGCAUGCUCACCUUCGAUCAUGCGUAUAAACAGAUUGCCCUUGUAGAGCUGCAGCUCAAUUUUUCUACUUAAAAUAGCUGCGAUCGCGUGCUAGUGAGGGUAGGUGUGAGCGAAACGUCCUCAGCUGCUUCCAUGCCAGAUUUCCUUCCUUCGGCCUCCUCUAGUAUUUCGAGCUGCAUACUGAUUAAGCGACUCAAUGCACCCCCUUAUUUAGUCUUCAUAAUGUUCUAAUUAUUCAAAGAGUCGCUUGCCAUCACUCAGCUGUUGUGUCAGUGCCACCAAUGCAACAAUAUACGCCGCCUAGGCGAGGCUCUCGUCGCGUCAGCCACCUGCGUCCACUCCCACCUCCGAUAUUCUUGACUAUGUCUUAACAAAGCUCCCACGUCGGGAAUAAGAGGGCGUCGUAGAUGCGACUUAAGUCUAAUAAUUCCGCUGAGGUCACCAUCCCUGUUCUUACUCUGCUGCGGAGCACGCGGUGGACAUCGUCGAAGUCGAUGGCCGAACUGUCAUCACACUACACUGUCCUGGCACCCCAAACGGUGAAUACAUGUAACUGACCUCCCUGGCAAAUCAGCAUCGCUUCCGCGUGCUAGAUUUUCGAUAAAACCCCAUGUGUGCUUCUUGGAAUAUGUUACUUCACAAGUCCGCGUAGUUGCAUAGAGUCUUGCUGUCUGUUUUCAUAGAUAUUUCUCAUAAAUUCAGGCCGUCAUCUCUAGCACGCAUUAUCUACUAGCCUAUUUGUAUUGAUUGCACUAACUCAUUGGUAAUUGCUGGCAAAACCUUCAUUUCAAUGGUCGUUUUAUUUGCUUCGAGGAUCAAGCUCCCCAUGAAGGCUCCUACUGCAAAACUGCGUGGCCUUAUGUCAUACGUUGAAUCCAUUGCAGUUCGGACGUACGUGCACCCGGCAUCUCCGUCGUCGAUUUCGAUGACGUUCACCGUGUGCUUCACAGCAGGGUGCAAGCAGGAACAGUGAAUUUCGUAGGAAUUAGUUUAAAACUUUAUUUCUGUUUAUCGAUAUGAAUAGGGUGCUCAAGGGCGAAAGCCUCAUUCCCUUAAAAACUGACUUAAACUGACUAAAACGAUAGUAGACUGGUGCACCGUCCACCGUGGUAACUCCUCCUUCUCCUUCUGGGUCUUGUAUCAUGACCGGGUCCGGCAGGUGUUAUUGGGGGUGUGGGGAUGCCAACAUUGAGGGUGCGGUGGCGAGAACAAGCGCAGGCCCAAGUCAUGCCAGUUCCGAUCUCAGCCUCUCCGCUCAUGUUUACGUGCAAAAUCCUGAUCAGUUGCAUACCGUGGACCAGGGGGUGUGGUGGUACGCUUAGGUGCGGAUUUUCGCCGCGCCGGCUACCUGUGUCGUGUCCUGCAUCUUAACUUCUUGACCCUGCUGGAGACCGGAUCCAGAUGUGGGGGAGGAAGGAUUGCAGUAGAUACAGCGAAAGCUUACCACCACUAUGAAGGAAUUCACGCACAUGUCACCGUUCCUGUUCCCACCCUGCUGUAGGGCACACGCCUGACAUCGUCGGAAACGACUUUUGGACUGUCGGUGGUUGUGAUGAUGAUGAUGAUGAUGAUGAUGAUGAUGAUGAUGAUGGUGGUGGUGGUGGUGGUGCCAUCCGGUCCUAG